Scaptodrosophila lebanonensis is the source of this 1935-nucleotide messenger RNA. RefSeq names its product glutathione S-transferase C-terminal domain-containing protein homolog. The record is from RefSeq and is a predicted model, not a curated record. Lineage: Eukaryota; Metazoa; Arthropoda; Insecta; Diptera; Drosophilidae. The coding region runs from base 120 to 1889 and encodes 589 amino acids. The transcript is spliced from 3 exons.
GAGUUAGACGUUUUAAUGUGCCUUACUCAAUUUUCUCAGGGCGCGAGUACUAACAAUGCCGCUGAUAAACGUAGUCUUGCGCACCGGUAAUUAUAUAAAAAUUCGUCUUCUAUUAAACAAUGGAUCAACUGUACUUGGAGAUCGAAAUAAGCACACAGAAUGAAGAAACCUUAAUAUACGCUACAGUGCCUUCGUUUAUCGUGCUCUACACAUAUCGCUACCUCCAUGAACCGAAGAACAUAAAAUUGAAUUUUGUGGCAACAAAAAUAAAGACUGGAAAAAUACCUUUACGCAGCACCCAGCUGCGCCGCGAACUUACCGAUCAUCAUAUUAUAUUGAAAGAUGCUGCAACUUUGCCAGCGAUUCGCGAUCUACGUCUUCCCAUCUACGGUAGGGAAGAAAACACCUAUAUUGCCGGAUUGUGUGCUGUUUGUAGGGAACUUAUUAAUCGUCAGCCUAAUGCUGAGUUGUGCAAGCUGUUGGGAUUUAAGUCUAGUUGUUUACUGGCACCCGCUGAGGCUUCCGUUUGGACACGUUUCUGUGAGGUUGACGUUGUCAACGCGGUUAGUCAGCUGCAUGAUGGUGGGAUGUUGGAAGAGGUGCCUAAUCCUGUAGUACGUUUCGAGCAGCACAUGAAUGAACCAGUGCGCAUGCAUAACAUAUACAAACAGGCCAGGGAACAGGCAAAUCAGAGUGAGAAUGAUUCAAAGUGCACCCGCAAGGGACGAAUUGUUAUUAAUUGCAGCACGCCGAAGGAAGAGCUACUGAUUGAGCAUCGUUUCGCAGAGGGAGUUAGCUUCACCAUUGCAGACUUAAUACUCUAUCCAAUGUUUCGUCUAGUCUUUCAGCAAUGUCCCCAAAUGCUAUCGCACUUUCCAUUGAUGAGCACUUGGCUUUGCGAGGUAGACGCAUUUGACGGGUCAUGUGCGAGAAUUCUAAACGAACUCUAUGUGCCAUAUUGUGCACAUCUAACAGAGAAGCUUCUCAGCAUUCCAGACUGUGAGGCGACCAGUCUCUAUAAGGCCGAUCCUAAGCGAUAUCGACCGCGCAAUCGUAUUUAUACCAUCCAGUCUGAAGUUGACGCAGCCUUAUCAAAGUUAGCGCAGCUGCACUUGAACUUCACAGCCGAAUCCGAGCACUCAUUCGGCGACAGACUGAUUGACUGGCAGCAAAUAGAGCCCGCACAUGCCGAAAGUUCGGCUCUGCCCAAGGAGCGACUAGAACGUAAGCGUCAGCAGUUGGAGAACAUGGCAAACGCUGUAGUCUCUCUGGCGCGUUCUGGCGAUCGAAUAGUCGAUUUUUGCAGCGGUACCGGACACUUGGCCAUUUUGCUGGCCCUUAGAUUGCCGCACUGCACUAUUAUUGUCACCGAGAAUAAGGCCUAUUCGUUGGCGCACGCACAGAAACGCGCAGCAGAACUUAAGCUGAACAAUUGCAUAUUCUAUCAGUGCAAUAUAGACUACUUUGUGGGGUGCUUCGACAUUGGCGCUUCGCUGCACGCUUGUGGCACAGCAACAGACAUUGUUCUGCAGCAAUGCCAGCGUGUGAAUGCGCGAUUUGUUUGUUGUCCUUGCUGCUACGGUUCCCUACAGCCCAUGCCACAUAUAGCGUAUCCGUUGAGUGAAUGCUUUCGCGAGGUACUGAAUACUAAGGACUAUUUGUAUAUAGCGCACACAGCAGAUCAGGCACACGAGUUAGGCACAACGAACUGUAAGCCAGAAACUACUCUCCAAGGCUUGAAUUGCAUGUGCAUAGUAGAUACGGAUCGCAAGCUGCAGGCGGAGGAAGCAGGCUAUGAAGUGAUAUUGACGCGGCUAAAACCGGAGCAGUGUACACCAAAAAAUCAUUUGUUAAUUGGACGAUAUGUGGGCGGAAAAGAUGCAAGAUGAUCGUCACUUUGCUUGAUUGAUUUUACUAACUCAAUAAACUUGUGUA